UGUGAAAGAAAAACCAGGAAGUGAAGUCCCGAGCACGUUAGAGAGCCCCGCCAUGGCCUGACUCGGGACAGCUCAGGCAGGGCAGAACUGGGGACACUCUGAGCCGUGGCCUUCUGUCUGCAUGGAUGCUCUGAAGCCCCCCUGUCCCUGGAGGAACUAGGGGUGAAAGAAGAGGAGCAGGGACCCACGUGCCAGGAAGAACUCAGAGCCAGGAAGCCCCCUUCGCUGGAAGCACCAAGACAUGCAGCCCCCUAAGAGGGCCUGAAUUUCCUGCUGCUAUUCACAAAGAUGCUUUUUAUCUUUAACUUCUUGUUUUCCCCACUUUCAACCCCGGCACUGAUCUGCAUCGUGACCUUUGGAACCGCCAUCUUCAUGUGGCUGAUCAACAGACCUCAGUCAGUCUUGCCUCCUGUUGAUCUCAACAACCAGUCAGUGGAAAUCGAGGAAGGAGCACGGAAGAGUCCUCGCCAGGAGAGCAACGACCUAAUUUGUUACUACUUCUCAGAUGCCAAGACGGCGUAUGAAAUUUUCCAAAGAGGACUUGCUGUUUCUGACAAUGGGCCUUGCUUGGGAUAUAGAAAACCAAACGAGCCCUACAGAUGGCUGUCCUACAAGCAGGUGUCUGAUCGAGCAGAGUAUCUGGGCUCCUGUCUCUUGCAUAAAGGACAUAAGCCAUCACCAGACCAAUUUAUUGGCAUCUUUGCUCAGAAUAGACCAGAGUGGAUCAUCUCCGAGUUGGCUUGUUACACAUACUCCAUGGUAGCCGUCCCCCUGUAUGAUACUUUGGGAGCAGAAGCCAUCAUAUACAUUGUCAACAAGGCCGAUAUCACCACGGUGAUCUGUGAUACACUCCAAAAGGCAUCAAUCCUGAUAGAGAAUGUGGAGAAGGGCCUCACCCCAGACCUGAAAAUGAUCAUCAUCAUGGAUCCCUUUGAUGAUGACCUGAAGCAAAGAGGGGAGAAAAGUGGAAUUGAGAUCUUGUCUCUGUUUGAUGCUGAGAAUCUAGGCAAAGAGAACUUCAGAAAACCAGUGCCUCCUAGACCAGAAGACCUGAGCAUCAUCUGCUUCACCAGUGGGACCACAGGUGACCCCAAAGGAGCCAUGAUAACCCAUCAAAAUAUUGUUUCAAACACUGCUGCUUUUCUCAAAUUUAUGGAGGGCAGUUUUCAGCCCACCCCAGAGGAUAUCACCAUAUCCUACCUCCCCUUGGCUCAUAUGUUUGAGAGAAUUGUACAGGCUGUUGUGUACUCUUGCGGAGCCAAAGUUGGGUUCUUCCAAGGAGAUAUUCGGUUGCUGCCUGAUGACAUGAAGGCUCUGAAGCCCACAGUCUUUCCCACCGUGCCUCGACUCCUUAACAGGGUCUAUGAUAAGGUACAAAACGAAGCCAGGACACCCUUGAAGAAGUUCUUGUUGAACUUGGCUGUUGCCAUUAAAUUCAGUGAAGUGAAAAGAGGUGUCAUCAGGCGUGACAGUAUCUGGGACAAGCUCAUCUUUGGAAAGAUCCAGGCCAGCCUGGGAGGCAAGGUUCGCUUCCUGAUCACGGGAGCUGCCCCCAUCUCCUCUCCCGUCUUGACGUUCUUCCGGGCGGCAAUGGGAUGUUCGGUAUAUGAAGCUUAUGGUCAAACAGAAUGCACUGCUGGCUGUACACUUACAUCACCUGGGGACUGGACAUCAGGCCAUGUUGGAGUCCCCCUGCCUUGCAAUUAUGUGAAGCUGGAAGAUGUGGCUGACAUGAACUACUUUUCAGUGAACAAUGAAGGAGAGAUCUGCGUCAAGGGCGUCAACGUGUUCAAAGGAUACCUGAAGGACCCUGAGAAGACAGAGGAAGCCCUGGACAAGGAUGGCUGGCUUCACACAGGAGACAUUGGUUGCUGGCUCCCGAAUGGAACUCUGAAGAUCAUUGACCGUAAAAAGAAUAUUUUCAAGCUGGCCCAAGGAGAAUACAUUGCUCCAGAGAAGAUAGAAAAUAUCUACACAAGGAGUAGACCGGUGUCACAAAUUUUUGUACACGGGGAAAGCUUACGGUCCUCUUUGGUAGGAGUGGUGGUUCCUGACCCAGAUGUGCUGCCCUCAUUUGCAGCCAAGCUUGGGGUUGAGGGCUCCCUUGAAGAACUGUGCCAAAACCAAGUUGUAAAGGAAGCCAUUUUAGAAGACUUGCAGAAAAUUGGGAAAGAAAGUGGCCUUAAAUCCUUUGAACAGGUCAAAAGCAUCUUUCUUCAUCCAGAGCCAUUUUCCAUCGAAAAUGGGCUCUUAACACCAACAAUGAAAGCAAAGCGGGGAGAGCUUUCCAAGUACUUUCAGACCCAAAUCAACAGCCUGUAUGAGAAUAUCCAGGAGUAGGUUAAGUUUGCUGCUGAGCUGGAAGCUGUGAGGGAAGGAGUUGAAACUUAUGUCAAGUGCAUGUUUCCAGUAAAUGAAGCAAGUACUGAUUAAAAACCUCCUGACUGGGUAAAAAGACUUAUGGGCAAGCACGCCUACACAACAGGCCUAUCUUCUGGGAAGGAACCAACUGAUCUUCUCUCCCCUGGACUCAUCCCUACUGUACCUUACCCCUAGACAACACGUGUUGCUUCCACUUGUAAAGUCUUUAAAAUAAACUACUG
Molecule: messenger RNA, 2603 nt
Organism: Diceros bicornis minor
Lineage: Eukaryota; Metazoa; Chordata; Mammalia; Perissodactyla; Rhinocerotidae
Gene: ACSL5
Product: acyl-CoA synthetase long chain family member 5
Exons: 22
Coding region: 289-2340 (683 amino acids)
Biological process (GO): long-chain fatty acid metabolic process
Cellular component (GO): mitochondrion; membrane; endoplasmic reticulum
Molecular function (GO): arachidonate-CoA ligase activity
Source: RefSeq, a predicted model, not a curated record